Molecule: messenger RNA, 2025 nt
Organism: Tupaia belangeri chinensis (Chinese tree shrew)
Lineage: Eukaryota; Metazoa; Chordata; Mammalia; Scandentia; Tupaiidae
Gene: SERPINE2
Product: serpin family E member 2
Exons: 9
Coding region: 74-1267 (397 amino acids)
Biological process (GO): negative regulation of plasminogen activation; negative regulation of endopeptidase activity
Molecular function (GO): serine-type endopeptidase inhibitor activity
Source: RefSeq, a predicted model, not a curated record
UCGCGCUCCGGCCGCGCCGCCCUCCGCGGCCGCCACCUGGGUCCAGAGCCGGUCAUCCUUGCUGGAAGGAACCAUGAACUGGCAUCUUCCCUUCGUCCUUUUGGCCACCGUGACUUUGCCGUCCGUCUUCUCCCAGUUCAAUCCUCUAUCUCUCGAGGAACUAGGCUCCAAUACAGGGAUCCAGGUUUUCAAUCAGAUCGUCAAAUCACGGCCUCAUGACAACAUCGUCAUUUCCCCCCAUGGGAUUGCUUCGGUCUUGGGAAUGCUGCAGUUGGGUGCAGACGGCAGGACGAAGAAGCAGCUCAGCAUGGUGAUGCGAUACGGCGUGAACAGAGCUGGAAAAGUGUUGAAGAAGAUCAACAAGGCCAUCGUCUCAAAAAAAAAUAAAGACAUCGUGACAGUGGCUAAUGCGGUGUUUGUUAAGAACGGCUUUAAAAUGGAAGUGCCUUUUGUUACGCGGAACAAAGAUGUGUUUCAGUGUGAAGUCCGGAACUUGGACUUUGAGGAUCCAGCCUCCGCCUGCAAUUCCGUCAAUGAGUGGGUGAAAAAUGAAACUAGGGGUAUGAUAGACAACCUGCUGUCCCCGGAUCUCAUCAAUGGUGUGCUCACCAAACUGGUCCUUGUCAAUGCAGUGUAUUUUAAGGGUUUGUGGAAAUCACGAUUUCAACCUGAGAACACAAAGAAACGCACAUUCAUGGCAGCUGACGGGAAAUCCUACCAAGUGCCGAUGUUAGCCCAGCUUUCCGUGUUCCGGUGCGGGUCUACGAGCACUCCCAGUGACUUGUGGUACAACUUCAUUGAGCUGCCCUACCACGGAGAAAGCAUCAGCAUGCUGAUCGCACUGCCAACUGAGAGCUCCACCCCUCUGUCAGCCAUCAUCCCACACAUCAGCACCAAGACCAUCGACAGCUGGAUGAGCACCAUGGUGCCCAAGAGGGUGCAGGUGAUCCUGCCCAAGUUCACAGCUGUAGCACAAACAGACCUGAAGGAACCGCUGAAAGCACUCGGUAUCACUGAGAUGUUUGAUCCAUCAAAGGCAAAUUUUGCAAAAAUAACAAGGUCAGAAAACCUUCAUGUUUCUCAAAUCUUGCAAAAAGCAAAAAUUGAAGUCAGUGAAGAUGGAACCAAAGCUUCCGCAGCAACAACUGCAAUUCUAAUUGCGAGGUCGUCGCCUCCCUGGUUCAUAGUAGACAGACCUUUUCUAUUCUUCAUCCGACAUAAUCCCACAGGUGCUGUCUUAUUCAUGGGGCAGAUAUACAAACCCUGAAGAGUAUACAAAAGAAACCAUGCAAAGCAGAGACUACUUUGCUAUGAAGAAAAGACCCUCUUCCUACAUCUUUCAUAGUUCUGUUCAAUAUUUUUGUACAUUGCUUUUUUUUCCCUCAAAAAAAAAAAACAAAAAAAAAACAGUUCUAAGGAACAGACUCAAAGAUGCAAGCAUUUCUAUUCUGGGAAGUAUUAGAAAAGAAAAAGGGGCAGGAUGGCUAAAAAACACUGUACUGAGGAGUGACUAGAAAGGUUUCAAAAUGUCUGAAAGAUUCUUUAAACUACUGAACAGUUACCUAGGUUAACAACCCUCUUUAGUAUUUGCUGUCUGUCCAGUUCAGGAUUUUGUUUUGUUUUGUCUCUGUGUGGCUUUUCAGAAGAAAUUUAAUCAGUGUGACAGGAAAAAAAAAAAAAAAAAAAAAAAUUUUAUGGUAGCUUUUACUUUUUUAUGAAAAAAUAUAUUAUUUACCUUUUUAAUUCUUUUUCUCCACUCCCACCAAAGUCUUGAUAGCGAGCAUUACUUUGGGGGUAGAAGUAGUGAACUCUUUAGCCUCCUGUGUUUUUGUUGUUGUUGUUUUAUAUAAUGCAUGUAUUCACUAAAAUAAAUUUUAUAAACCUAAUGUCUUGCUAGACAAUGUUUGCUGUUGUGCAGUGUGUCUGUCACUACUGGUCUGUGCUCUUUGGAUUUGCAUUUUUGUAUUUUGUACAAAAUAAAAAUAAAGUGUUAUGAGUAGGAAAAUAAAUAAAUAAAUAAAAAGA